AUGCAAUUUUCGAGUAAAAAUAAUAAAAGUAAGUUUGUAAUACCUAAGAGUUUAGGACGCGAGCGCAAUUCAGCGGGAAGUUUUCAUCAGGCAGCUGUAUUCGAGGUAGGCGCAAUGGUACUACAAAAUAUGUUCAGCGCUUUAUCAUUCCUUCACUAUCGUAAAGAUGACGAUUUCAUUGAUCGCUUAUCAUAUUUUUAUACUUCUUCAUUUCUUAUCAUGAUGGCUGUUCUAGUCAGUUUCAAGCAAUUUGGUGGUCGACCGCUGGAAUGCUGGGUACCUGCGCAAUUCACGAGUUCUUGGGAAGCAUACACAGAAAUGUAUUGUUGGGCACAAAAUACUUAUUGGGUACCCAUAGAACAGGUGAUAUCUAAUUUUAUCAAAGUUGAUAUCCCAAUGGAUAUUGCAGAGCGAGAAUAUCGACAGAUAUCUUAUUAUCAGUGGGUGCCAUUUUUCCUUUUAAUUCAAGCCUUCCUUUAUUACAUUCCAUGUCUUGUUUGGCGUCUAAUGAGUGACAAGUCCGGCAUUCGGUUAAAUGAUAUUGUUCAAAUGGCUACUGAAAAAGAAAAUAUUGAACCAGACUAUCGGAUAAAAACUAUUGAAUCAUUAUCUCGUCAUAUCGAAUCCGCUCUCAGGUACCAGCAGGCGGCUACAUCACGUUCCCAGUACACGUUUCAUCGAUUUUUAAAAUGUUUCAACAUGCGCUAUUAUGAAAGUUAUGUAACAGGCCUUUAUCUGGCUACCAAAGUGAUGUAUGUAAGUAAUAUAUUAACGAAUUUGAUAUUGGUCAAUAAAUUUUUGGAAACUGACGAAUAUUCUAUUUAUGGUCUUGGCGUAUUACGUGAUCUUUUAUUCGGCAGGUCUUGGAUGGAAUCCGGAAACUUUCCACGGGUUACUUUGUGCGAUUUUGAAGUACGUGUUCUCGGUAAUAAUCAGCGUCAUUCCGUUCAGUGUGUGCUUGUUAUCAAUAUAUUCAACGAAAAGAUAUUUAUAUUAAUUUGGCUUUGGUUUUCAAUGUUAUUCGUUGCUGCCACGCUUGAUGCCGUGUACUGGUUCAGCAUUUCUCUCUUCCAUCGGGAUCGUUUUCACUUUGUUCUAAAGCAUUUAGAGCUGACAGUAAAUCCUGAGAGACAUGAAUUAUUCCGAAAAGAUAAACGGAAACAAGUAGAACACUUCCUUAAGACAUACCUCAAGGUCGAUGGUGUAUUAGUAUUACGAAUGAUAGGUCUUCAUGCUGGAGUAAUGUUCUGUACUGAAAUAACAGAUGCUCUUUGGAAACGGUAUUUAUCACAGCAUCCAGAAAACCUCAUUGAUGAAGACUCUUCCCUUAUUAAUUUCGCUCGGUAUAUUUUAUUACAUUAUAAUCUUAAAUUUGAAUACUUGGAUAUCCUGGAAUAUUUCAGAAAACAAUCUAUUCAUCGUAAACAGCAAAAUGAAGAUAACAAUGAUGGCAGUAGACAAAGAAGGAAUCAUCAGCCACAUUCGUUUUCCCAUCACAGAAUCUCCAAAUUGUUUUCUAGUCGAAUGCGAACAACCACUCAAGUUAAUCGUGCUGAAUGUACCAACCUAUCAUCACUAUUAACGGAACGUCAAAGGUCUCAAGUUCAAAUUCGACUUCCAAAUCGGACUUUCUCAAGAAUACAAACAGCAGAACAACAAGCUAUUCAAGAUGAUGAUGACGAUGAUGAAAGUUUACAAUGUAACGAAUCACCAACACCUCUAAUUGCAUGA
Molecule: messenger RNA, 1731 nt
Organism: Thelazia callipaeda (thelaziosis nematode)
Lineage: Eukaryota; Metazoa; Nematoda; Chromadorea; Rhabditida; Thelaziidae
Source: the annotation of a GenBank genome assembly